Porites lobata is the source of this 15139-nucleotide messenger RNA. NCBI's taxonomy places the organism in Eukaryota, Metazoa, Cnidaria, Anthozoa, Scleractinia, Poritidae. The record is from the annotation of a GenBank genome assembly.
CCGCCAAGCAAGAUGGCGGUUUGAAAUGCCUGAAUUAUUCGGCAUAUGACUCUUUAUUUUCACCCAUGCCAAGCCAUUUCUCCGUUUGAGAAGGUCAGAUUUCGACAGCAGCAUCGAUCUUGAACUGAUCUUUCAGGAAAUGAGCGCGGGAAAAGGCGAAACGAAGAAGAAAAAGGGUUUGACAUGGGCUGAAGCGGCCAAACAGGUAUUAAAACUUUAUAUGGCCGCACAAAGAAGUCUAUGUCAGCUGAGUGCGAGGUCAUGUGUAGUCUCUUUGAUGUUAUUUUACCCGAAUUGAGCUAUUUUUUCGUUGCCUUUAGGUAUUGGCGAGGUCGGCUGAUCCUCUCACACACAAAGAUAUCCUUAAAGUGAUACAGGAAGAAGGUUUGCGCGAUUUAAGGUGAGGUGAAGCGAAUUUCGAGGCUGUGGUAAUCGUAAUCUCAAGAUGAUUGACAGCACAUAAGCGUCAGUACUUCAGGUUUAUGGGUAGAGGUCUCUCACUGAUGUAGAAAUGAUUCCCUUUGCUAUAUUUGGUCGAUUAUGAUCGCAAGUUUUUCCAUCCGAUGCAAUUCCAACCAACAAUGAAAUGCCGUCCAACAUGAGGUGUAACAAUGUGGACGUCCAAAAUCUGAAUUUGAAAUUGAAGAUUACAUGAUUUCACUCCCCAAUUUAAAAAAAUGUUUAUCCGAGAAGCUACCAUUUCAAUUUUACUCAUUACUUGAACUCUCAAACUUAAAUGUUGCAAAUUUUAUUCUUAUUUUGAUUGAGUGGAACUGAAAAACAUUCCUACAUGUAGGUUAGGUUUCUUUUAAUCGAGGGACAUUUUUUUUGAAGGGAGACUGGUGAAGAAUUUGUUUUGCCUAGGCUUUUUUCAGAAACAAACAGGAAUAUUUCUACAGUUUUAGGGCCCUUUCAUUUUUUAUGGGGUAGGUUGGGGAGGUGGUGCUGGUGGGAUCUGAUGGGUUCCUCCUGUAGAAUAUGAUGACCCCCUCCUCAUCAGAAAUGGUUUUGGGUGACCACCAUUGUAUCCCAAAAUAAUUGAGAUGACCCUCACCCCCCCCCUAAAAAAAAAAAAAAUUAAAUUAAAUUAUGAUGACUGAACUUAAAUCAAAUAGACAUUUUGAAUGGCCAUCAGCAGAGAACAGACAUGGCCUAUAUAGCUAAAGUUGCAAAGGGGUCUGUUUUUAACAAUGAGAACCUCAAGAGAAACUUCAGUUUUUGAAGCUUCAAAAGCCAGGAAACUUAUAUACAACUUGCUCCGUGAUAUGCCUACUGAAAAAGUAUACCAAGAUUCGAACCGGAAUACUUUAACCUUCUGUUAUAAACUUUAAUUAAUUAAAUUACUCUAUAGCAUAUUUAUAGGUGAAGCACCUGCAACUCUUUCAUACUUGACAAGUGAACCUUGAACUGCGUACCUCAGAAGGAGUAAUAAUUUAUAAUUGUCCCACGUUUUAACACACAGUUUCUUAAAAACUUGAUUGGCUAUAGAGGUGCUAUCCUUUGGAACGCUGUCUCGACUCAUUUUACACACCAGUUUACUGUUUUUUAUCGCAAAUUGAAGAAGGACUGUUAUUUUAAGGAACUUGAUUUUUAGCACAUAGUCGGUUCAGUCCCUGCCCAGGUACUGUUCAUGAAGAUUUUAACUAUAUUAUGUUUUAAAUGCUGUAGUCAAUUUACUUAGAGGUAACUAAUGUAAUCUUAUUUUAACAUUGUAUCUUUUAGAAUCUUACUGUAUACUCUUAGAGUUUUUAUUGUAGUUGUAUUUUGUAAGUAAUGUUAUCCCUAUUUUUAAUAUAGUUCUAUAAAUAUGUGUUUUUUUUUUACACCACCCCACAAGCUUUGAGCUUUAAAUCCUAUUGUGUUUAAAUAAAGGAUGUAUGUAUGCCUUCCCCAGGGACUGAAGGACCGGCAAAUCACUUUAAUACUAUGACAGUCUCAAAAUAUCAUUACUUACUAAACAUUACAGCACUAGGCAAACGCUAUCAAACAUUGUCAACAUACUUAUAAUACGACACCCCCUACACUACUCAAACAUCAUUGCUACGCUAUACAAUAGGUAACACUAAACACUAAGCACGUUUCCUGAAGUAACCAAAUAAAACUGCUACAGUACAGUACAGGCCACGGGCAUUGCAGCAUUACACGCGUGUUUCAUGCUUGGAAAUCUGCCAUAUUGCAUGCAAAUUCCAUGAGAAAAACACUCAUGAAACACUCAUGUAAAAAUAUACUCACAAAGAUACACAAGGAAAUACACGCAACUGUACGCAGUGAUAGCUUAAGUUCUAUCAACGGCAAGGACGGAGGGAUUAUUUGUUUCACAAUGAUAUGUUUGACUUGGCUUGUUUUUUAUUUUAACAUUUUAGUGGCGUAGAGUUGCUUUUUUGUGCAUGAUAAAGUAGAGGGUCUGGGGGCAUACUUAUCAGGGAAAAUUGGAACUUUCUGAACAUCAGUUAUCAGUCAGUUAUCACAGAUGCCAUCACUGCAAAACUUGAAAGAAUUUCUUGGUUGACUCCCCCUUGACACCCAAUAUUUUUUUGCCUGGUCCCCCCUCUAAAGCCAUAUUUUUUGGCAUGCCCCCACUCAAAUCCCACCAGCCCACCCUACCUGUUAAAAAAUGAAUGGCCGGUCCCUUGGGAUUAAAAUGGUGGUUGCUAAUGUUGUUCCCGAAUUUUGACAUCUUUUCCUGCUACUGUUCUUUCUUUACAUUUCCUUUUUGGCUUCAUGGAUUCUGAUUGGCUGAAUGCUUAAAAAUUUAAAUCCCCUAACAAGGUCUCUUAGCUAGAUAUUUCAAUCAGACAGUAGAUCCUCAUUUACAGUCAAACCAGGUCAAGCGUACUCCCCAAGAAUCCAUUAAUGAAUUUAUUAUUCAAAAGUUGAAUCCGUUGCUCGUUGUAGAUUUCAGAUUGAUCUCUGCAUUCUUGGCUUCAAUUCACACGGAUUCUGAAAUUUCUACCACCUCCAUUUUCCUGAAAUUGAAUGUCUUCUAAAAAGCUUUCCAAAAGAUUUCCAAUCACCAAGUACAAGGUCUCUUAAAAUAUUCAUAUUUCAAUCAGACAGUAGAUCCUCAUUUAAUCCUCAGCUGCAGUAUGACCAACAAAAAUCAAAAGCUUUCCUGCUAGUUAUGGAAAUCCAGUUGGGCAAAUAGGGAGUUCAAAAUACCACAACUGUGAUGGCAGCAAAGAAGGGAAUUUGUAUUCUUUCAAUCUCUAUUGCGAUUAUUCCAGCAAACUCUCCUGGAGUGGAAUUCUUAAGAACCAUAUCAUUGAACUUCAGAAAGAGAAAGAAACUUUUUUCAUCUCUGAUUUACAUCCUCUGUAAAAUGUGAAAUUAGGCAUUUUCAUGUUAUGAUUGUGUAGUGACAGCAGCGUAAAAUGUGCGAUGCUGGUGCAGAAUUGUUGUUUUCCCCGUUUAACCAAUUGCUGUUUUGACUGUCUCAUUGCCAUUUCUGAUGUGUCAUCUUAAACUCCCUGAUUAUAAUAGUAAUGUUUUCCUGUUGCAAGGGAACACUUUAACCACUAGUGUUAGAUUUCCCUCAAAAUACACAUUUAAUCAAAAAUGGGUUUUACCAAACAGAAUUUCGUCUGUUACAGGAAUUUUUUUUCAAGAUAUUCAGAUGUAAACUCCAGUUUUGGAGUUUUCAUUCAGUUACAGCUGUAUUGUGAAAUAUCCAGACCCAAAAAUCCCAAUUCAGAUUUAGUUUCUUAAAAAGGUACCAUGAGAGUCUAAAUUAUUACAAGAAGAAGCUCAAAUGAUUUUUUCUUGAAAAAUAUAUUUAAGCAGUACCACAGUACAUGCAUUCUUUCAAGGUAAUCUGCCCUGCAAUGUAAUUGUCUUUAACAAAGCACUUAAUGUUGUUUCGGGUACCUUUUUUUAAGGGUGAGCUAUUUAGUCUUAUUACAAUUUUUUUUGCAAGGCAUGGGUGUUGGGUAAUUUUCUUAGCAGUUGAUGUUUCGUAUUGUAAAUUACAUUCCUGUCGGCAAAUUUCAAAAUUGAUUGGUAUAUUUUCCAGUUUCACAGUUAGCAAUCACCAAACAUGUAGUGAAGAACGAAAAAGAGAGUCGAAUUAAAAAAACACUCACAAGAAUUUAAAAAUCAUUCUGUUUAUUUUUAGUCGUGGAACUGCUCCACUAGCAUGCUUAAAUGCUAUGCUCCAUCACCAUUCCCGUGGCCCUAAUGACUUGUUCAUAAAGGUGGAAGGCCGGAUGAGCUGUUACAAACUCAAUGUAUGUAAACUAAUUUCUGUUUGUUUUAAUUAAUCUAUUAUUGUGUAUUUUGGUGUUUUGAGAAAGGAACACUUCAGUCCUAGUUCACCUUAUAACGGCAUAGUGGUCUAGGGGUCUGAUCUAGUGGUUAGCUCAUUGGACUUCUCUUCAAAUCUUGUCACUGUGUUGUUUCCUUACAAAGGAACUUGGCUCUGUUCUGUGUCUCAGUCUUCAACCAGGUGUGUCUAAAUACAGGGUUAAAGUUCUUGAACUUUAGGAGAAUUCUUUGAAAAGUUCUUGAAUUCCAUUUUUUCUUGAAAAGUCCUUUGAAUCUUUUUUUCCACCUUGAAUGUAGUGGCCUGGAAAGUGUUUUUCAAUGCUAUUUGGUUGUCCAAGAGAGAAUAUAAAUCAUAGCUCAGAGAAGUUAAAGGUGGUUUACAGAAAGCAUUUUGUGUUUUGUGCAAUAAUUAACUAUCAAUUUAAGAUGAGCUCUAUGUAUAUGGCACACUUUCACUUGCAUAUAUUAUUUUGUUACAUUACAGUGUAGUAGAUGUUAUUUUAUUUAGUUGCUACUGAAUCUUAACCUCUUGUGGCAAAAUCUUAUUUCAUAGCCAAACAGAGUUGAAACCUCAGGAGACAAUUCUGGUAACUGUAAGUAAACGUUCCUUACCAGCCUUAAGCAGCAUUGCAAAAAUGAGAGCAUGUUCUUGCCGGGCUAGACCUACAGAUAUCUUGGUGAAGAUAUCUCCCAAUCUCUGUUUUGAUUUAGUCGUUCACUUUCAGUCAACUAUGAAAAAAUAAGCUUAUACUUAUCUGAAUAUUAUUCAGUCAGUUUAAAGCCAGGGAAUUUUGUGGUUUUGCAAGUGGCAAAUGAUACAGUGAUUUUUGUGGGAGUUUUCUUCGGAUAAUAUUUGAUUUUGCUUUAUUCCAGUUUUACUUUGAUCAGUAAUAAUUAUUAUUUUAUUCCUUGGCAGCCCAAGACUCUGACUCAGACUCGAUGGACAUGCCUGAUGACUCAGAUUUCAACCAUUUUCUUGACAAGGACAGUUUGAAUGGCCUUAGUAAUGGGAAAGUGAAGAUACCCAUGGGAACAAACAGUGUUUUGAUGCCACAGCUGAAACCUCCCCCACCCAAUCCUUCUCCAAGGGAUCCCAAGUCAAAGCCAUCGCUCACCAAGGACGGAAGACUACAGAAGAAGCGCGGCCCCAAAGGGCCUCGCAGUUCAACAGCAACUAAAAGACCCAGGUUGACGAGUACAAGACCUGUCCCAAAAAUGGUUUUGAAAAAUCUGAAAGUGGGAACUGAUGAAAUUAAUGCUGGAUCAAGCGCCAAGAAUGGCAAUGGGAAGGUGUGUUGAUGCAAGAUUGUACUUUCCAUGAAAUGCUGUUGCUACAUGUACCUAGCAUUAUUGUCAAAUCACUGGCAAUAAUGGGAAGGAAGGAAAAUUAAUGUGCAAGAUAACUGAAGAACAGGACAUACAUGUAAAAUUGUACCUACUAUUAGAGGCACCAAUUUCCCACACUAGCACCCAAAUUCUGAAAAUUAGUCACCAAAAUGGUGGCUAGAAUUUAUCACCAAAUCUUGUUUGUGAACCUUGUGAUUGAAAAGUGUUUGAAAAGAAAUCUGUUGUAGUGAUCGAGUGACAAUCUGACAUCUUUUUUUAUUGCAGAAAUUCGGCACACUUUCCAAAUAUGUCACAAAGAAAAUGUGUUCCUGAAUGCCAGCUUAGAUUUCAAGUACUACCAAUACAUUGUGCAUACUCCAGAGGGCUUGCAGGGUGCAAAGAAAGUCAGUUUUUCUGUAGCUAGCACCCACUAGCCCACGAGUCAUUUUAACUAGCCCGAUGAUGAGCAGGAUUGAUAACAGUUCUUCUGUUAUUUGAAUUCCAUAAAAAGCUUCACUUGCCAGGCGGGCAAGUUAAAAACAGAAUUCACUUGCCUGAUAGCAAAAUCAACAAGCCCAGAUUAUUGGACACGACUUUCUUUGCACGCUGCCUUGCAAUGUCCCUUUAUGAUUGAUUGUUUAUUUGCAAGCUAGUUGACUAGAAUCAUAUGUGCUGAAUUUAAUGCCUAUAGGGGAAAUAUAUAAUAUUGUCCUCACUGUGAUGUUUGAAACCAGGCUCAAGACCAUAUUCCACCCUCCCCUUCACUUGUGACCUUCAUUGAUUGAGUUGAGACUUUCACUAAUCUUACUGAAAGAUAUAGCCUAUAAUACUCAUAACUUUCCUUUAUUGAUACAUUUAUUUAUUUUCUAACAGGUUAAGCCUUCAUCUGUGCUCAUUCCACCAUCAUCCCAACUCAUAAACCCAUCGAGAGCAUCAGUAACAGCUAACUCCAUAGCUAGUCACAGCUUUCAGAAUCUUCCAGGGACAGCUGAUGACAUGGAUGGCAGAGAAACGCUGGAAAAAUUUUCUGACCUUUGGACAAAUUCAAAGGUAAAGUUUUCACAUUAAAUGUUGUAAAAUGCUGCUUCAUUCAGUCUAAUCACAAUUUUAUUCAUUUCAAGGUUGACAGCAAUGCUUGGUUUGUUGUGAUGGAAAUAACUGAUUAACAUUAUGCUCAUUUUAGUUUUUAUUUUCUUUUAACAUUUACUUGUUUUCACGCACUUUUGAUCAUAUUUGCAUGGAAAAGGCAUGUUAUAAAUUUUUAAUUAUUAUUAUUAUUAUUAAAACGUUUUAUGGUUUUCCUUUUUAGCCAAGAAGGUACAAGAAAAUGAGUGUUGGUAAGUUUUCAAUAAAUUUGUUUUGAAUACCAAAAGUAACAAGACAGCAACAAUUAUGUAUUUGAUUUAGGUGAAAUUACAACACAAGAAUAAUAUUGACUUGUCGCUGUUACAUCCAACAAACCAAUUAAUUUUUAGCUGAUCUGAAUUGCUUCUGAAAGGAAACAACUCAAAAUAUCAUAUUACGAAUAAAAAGGAUACAGUAUUGUAGAAAAUGUUAAUGGAAAAUGUGUUUUUGUACAUGUACACAUAUAUUGCAUACCAUUGACUGAUUGUACAAGUUUGUAAUUUGGCAAACAUGGACCUUUUAAUUUUUUCUAAAAAUAAUAUUACUGUUGUCAUUCUUUCUUAGCUGCUCAACUGAAGAAAACCAAGGAAGGAAGAAUAGAUAUCUCAACUCCGGAUUCCAUUCUGACGAGUAUUCCCCUGAGAGUAAGUAUAGUCAACUCUGCUACGAGUAUGAUGAAAAACUUCCCCAACUGUCACUGCACCUCCAGAAACUAACCCCAUUAUUCAUAAUCAUGUGUACACCAUCUAUAAUGGCUAUUUAUCAUUGUUGCAGUGUUUUGCUUGUCUGGUUUUAACCAGUAAAAUUUACUGCCUGAAGCAACACUUCUUACCGCCUGCAACUGCUUGAAGGUUUUACUGAAAUUAAAAAAAGAAGUUGUGUUCUAAUUCGAUUCACACAAGGAAAAUGAAUAAAUAUAUAUGGAAAAGUACUAAAGUAUACAGCACAGCUUUUCUUUUUAUAGGCCAUGCAUUUUAGAAAGAGAGCAUUGGAGACAGAGUAAAAUGAUUGGAAUCAAAUGUUUUAAAUUGUUGUCUAAAGAUAACAAUGGCCGAUUUGCGUAAGAUAGGUCUAAAAAUGAGGGAAUGAGGUUUCAGAGAACUUCCACUACCCCCGCUCCCCAGGAAAGUGUACCUCUGGCGCAUAUUUUUUUGCCUUACUGCCCAUGAAAGGUCCCUUACCUGCUGAGCUAAAAUUUAGGGAGAACACCGUUGCUGUAGGAACUAUUGUUGGUUAACUGUUUUGUAACUGUAAAGAUGGACUUUAAAUACAUUUCUUUUUGUAAACUGUUUUUUGGUAGGUUUAUGCAUUCUUUGUGUGAAAAUGAAACCAUUCCUAUGUGAGGAAAGCGUAUUGCAUCUUAACAAAAGAAAUAAUUAUUGCUUCCCGUCUUACCUGGAUCAUUACUUAAUAAUGCCAUUAGGAUGCUCAAGGUCAGACUGCAUGUGCUGCUAAAGUGUGCACAAGCUAGUUGUUGCUACUCAUAGCACAUACUUCUAUGAUGCAGGCUAACUAGCAGUUGUUGAAUACUUUUCUUUUUUCAGUCACUUAUAAACCAGCGUACAUUCAACAUGCUUCCAGCUCUGUAUCAAUAUCAGUUAGUGAAGUUACUGCCAAGAGUGGACAAGUCAGUAGGCAGUGAUGGUGGCCUCAGGUAUGUCACAAGGGGCUGUUCCUGCCAGUAAAUUCUGUUGUGCAGAAUUCACUGUCAAACUUAGAAAAUGGUGAACACUUGAAGUACAUGUAUGGCAGGAAUGUUGAUUAUGUAGUAAUCUGCUGUCAUCAAGUUCAGGUCCCAGUUGUUCAAACGUUGGAUAGCGCUAUUCACUGAAUAAAUCACUAUCCAGCGGAUAACGCGCAUGUUUCCUGUAAUACUUACCCGCUGGUCGUGGAUAGUGAUUUAUCCAGUGGAUAGCACUAUCCUGCUUUUGAACAACCUGGGCCUGGACAUGCAUCCAAAUUUCAGAACCGCAAACUAAUUACCAUAGCUGCUUGCAGUUUACAUGUAGUUUUCUUGGGCCUCAUUGGCUUUUUCCUCACAACCAUUUACAUGCCAUGAAUAUUUCUGAUGUUUCCAUUUUGUGUGAGUUUCAUGGAAAACUGAAUCACAGGUUAUAGCUGCUUCCAAGAACACCAACAAAGUUCCCCCACAAAAACAGCCGUUUCUCCUCGAUGCUUGGGACUUUUCGCUAAGAGAGACGUCUGUGCGACUGCCUCACUAACAGAAAUUCUAUAGUGGUUACAUAAAAUCUCUCUGGAAUCUGGUCAGAAGCUCUGAUUGGUCAACGUAGUAGUUACUUUGUUUUAGCCAUUGUUUACGAAUGACAGACAAAAGACAAAAGGCCACAAAGGUCAAAUUUAAAUGCGAUGAAUCUAUAACAAAACACUGAAUAUUCAUGGAAUAUAUUCUUCUCUAGAAGAAGCAUUUGAGUUUUGCUGGAGCUUGUUUGCAGAUGAACACAAAGCUUUGCCAAAGUUGACCAGGAGAAACAUAAAAUGAAAUAGAUUUGCAUUUAAAACCCCAUGACUACCGGAUUAAUUAUGUAAACAUAGAUUUACAUCAUCAGUAUGGAAUUUCUGUUGCUGAGACGCAGACGUCUGUCCUGGCGAACAACCUAAGUGCCAAGGUAGAAGGAGAAACAGCUGUUUUUUGCAGGCUACAACAAAGUUCCUCUCAAAGGAAAUUGAUGGUGCUCCUGCAAGUCCAAGUGACACUGUAGUGUACAUUAUGUAAACACAUGUGAUCAAUGGAAACACCUCUGUUGUCGUCGGCAAUUAGAUUCCCUUCUGGUGUUUUACACCAAGCAUUCAGUCACUUAAUUCAUACUAUUAUCUUCUGUUGUAAUUAGAUGGUCAUUUGCUGGGGGGUGGGGGGAGGUACUCACUGAAGCUUUAUACGAUUUGCCUUUUUACAUACUAUUAUUGUGACAAGCAUUUUAUUGUUUUGGAACACCAAUAUGGCCACCGUGACGUCAUGUGAAAACCCUCUAUAUUUGACUCAGGAGGUUGUCUUGUCACUUUCCCAUUUAUAGCCUUUUUCUGGUCUUUUCAGAGACUGAAAUGACAGAUUUACCUGCCCUUCAACUAAUGAAGUCCCUACCCUUUCAAAUACCUGAAACUUGAAAAGGGUUCCUCUUUUGGGCAGAGUCUCCCUGUCUGUUUUAAGAAGUGGCCACUUAUCAGACUUAUAAUAGUGUGUUGUUUUUCUUUUGGCAGACCAUCACAUUCUGCUUUCACAAAUGAGUUCUUUGCUAGUGCAUGUCAUUCAUGGAGAGAUCGUCUUCAAGAUGGUAAGCAUUGUCAUUGCUUCAAGCUCAACUUUUUUCAAACUUGCCAUUUGGCAAGGUAAAAUUAUCAUAAAAUGGUCGUAAGAGAUGAUGAUGUUGGUCUUGUUUGUAGGGUUCAAAAUAAUCAAAAUGGCUCUCCAACUUUUACAGUCUCAAAGCAGGAUUAAUACCCCCAACAACCACAGUGGAAGAAAGGGAUUGUGUAGUUCCAGAAAAUAUCCAUAUCCCCUCCCCCCAAAGGAGGGCACUUUUGUUUGAGACCCCCACCCCCUCGGAAUUUCCAUUCCAUGGGGUGCUUGUCACACCCUGCUACUCCCUGGAAUUUCCGUGAUUUUCCAUCUUGAUUGGGAACCCCCUGGAGAGAAUCUUUGCAUCAAAAGUGCUGUUGCACUAUACCGUUAUGUGAAAUCUAAUUGUUUCUGAUAUAAAGUGGGAAACAAUUUUCUUUUUUAUGUUAAUUUGUGGCCUAAUAAACUCAAUUUUCCCUCGUAGAGUUCUUUCUUAGCUAAUAAUUUACGGUGAGCCACAGCCGAAGAGAAAUAACUCGCCAAUCUUACUUGCAGCCCCCGAAAAAACAAGACCUCAAAUAGCCACCCCCACCCCCUUGGAAAUUGCCUUUUUUUUGGACCCUCUUCCCCUCGGAAUUUCUGUUGCCCUCAGUGGGGAGGGUAUGGAUAUUUUCUGGAACCACACAUUAUUAAGAAAUUGGGGUAUAAAUAUUUCAGUAGCAGCAGUGAGGGAUUUGAACAUUCCUAUAACCUUUAGUAGCAGCAAAGAUAGUUUAAACUUUGCUUUACCCUUUAGUAACAGGCUGUUUCCUCUUCCUUUUCACUUUUCUUCUCCACUCUUUUAUCCGUGCCAUGGGUGCGUGACCUCCUUACUGCUUGAGGCCUGGAAUUGCAAGAUUUGUCGGACACGAGAGUGGUCUCUAUCUAGGAGCUGGCCGUUAAUAAAAGAAGAAAACUGGGCCGGGUUAACCUUCGCAAAGACUUCUGGGACUGUUACAAGGGCCAGGGCAAAAAAAAAAUCGGCCAAUAGCUGACCGGCACGUCCCGAGUAACGAUCCCAGAAACACUUGUGGCACGCAUUCUAGCUCCAGUUUCCGUCUCGUUUUUAAAGUGGCGAAUGGAAGCUCCUGGAUAUCUGAGGCACCUAUUCCCUCUUUUUUUGCUUAACGCCUCAGUGUUUUAGCUACUCAGAUUUUUUGCUAGACAUUAUCUUUAAAUGUGCAACCAGUCGUAAGAACUUACUCAUGAAUUGACCUUUCCAGGAGAUUUCAUGACUGAUAUGCAACUAAAGAGGAGACAAGAAGAAGAGAGACUAGCUAAGUUGGAUCCCUGGAAGGUGAGAUUUUGGUGCCUUGACAUAAAGUAAUCUUACAUUAGAGGUGGGAGAACGCUGGAUUCUCUAGUCCAAUCCCAUCUUCUGUUUCUAGUGACACGCGGAAAAGGUAACAGACCUGUUAAACCAGUGGACCUGAAAAUAAUGGAACUUUCUAAUAACCUGAUUGUUUCCUCGUUUGUUGCAGGCCAAGUUUUUUGAACCUGUCUGGGGCAAGAGGUUAGUAAUUUAGUGAUAAUGUUGAUAUCCAUGCAAGUUAGAACGGCUGCUAAAAGGAAUGUACAUUGUGUAAAGUGGAAGCUCUCAUGAGUGGACGCUCUCGGUACUCAAAAAAGGUGUCCAUAACUGGAGAUGGCUUAGACUGUUCAAAAUCAGUCCUCCUUGCGCUGAACAGAGUUCUAAAUUGCAAAGACCCAAUUCGAGAAAUUCAGCGGUUUCCAAAUUUAGGUCAUAAUUUAUGUCCACGGAUUAUAUCUAAUAAACCAAGAGAUUCAUCCCUUUAUUUUGGGCAUCGUUAUAACAGAUGGGUCCUUGCAAGUCAACAAAACGCUUUAGGGCCUUGUAAAUACGCGCGAUUUCGAGCAAAGUUUUCUUGUUCAGCACGCGUGCAAUGACCACGCUUGGCUGACUUCCGAAGGCUCACCGAGAUAUUCCCGUCACGAGUUGGUUUAAUUAUUUGCUUGCAUUAAACCUAUUAAACCUAUAAAAAAAAAUAUGAUAUUUUUGUAAUAGUAAGGAGACUUAGUGUGUAGCUUUUUUUUUUUGCAAAGACACAAGAAGCACGAGAAUUGAUUGAUAAUUGUUUUAAACCUCUAUGUAUCACGCGAUGGCCUCGAAAAAUCGCGCGCAUUUACAAGGCCCUAAAAAUAGCGUUUUGAAAUCUGACUCCCUAAAGCGUUUUGCUGACUUGCAAGGACCCAUCUGUUAUAACGAUGCCCAAAAUAAAGAGAUGAAUCUCAUAGUUUAUUAUAUAUAAUCCGUGUAAAGUUUGCUUAUCAUUUUCGCAUAAAUUAUGAUCUAAAUUUGGAAACCGCUGAAUUUCUCGAAUUGGGUCUUUGCGAUUUGGUGAAACUCUGUUCAGCGCAAGGCACUAAUGCGCACUAUGUGUAGCCGAGAGAUUUUCACAAAAAAAUGCCGGCAACAGCCGAUUUUCGACUCAGACCUCAAAGGGGCAUGGCAUUAUAACCACGUGACAUUUACUCCGAUCGCCAAACAUUUUAUGUUAUAUUGUAGAUUGAUCUAUAUGUUAUCCAUUCUAUGUGUUAGACUUAAGAUAAAAAUAAAGGUGCGGAUGCCAGAGAGCUUCAAAGUAGAAUGGUACCCCCCCAAACAACUGGGUCGAGUCACCUUAUGUUCCAUACAAACUGAGCCAGACAACCGUGACAGAGUCCCUUUAAGUUUCACAAAGACUUUGGGACUGUUACUGGGGACAGGGGAAAAAAUUGUCCAACACCGGACCGGCGCGUUGGCAGUAACGAUCCCAGUAAGUCUUUGCGCUAAGUAAACUGAGGUGGAUAGUUCACUGCCGUUGUGCGCACUAAGCCGCUUACCCACACGUUGUUGGAACGGGUUUCUUUUUCUAACGAAAUUAUUUUUUAUUGACACUGGUCGGUUGAACAUCCGAGUAAUCUGUUGAUCACACCCCUCUUACUCCUCUCCCUUGCCCUCCCCUCCCCUCCCCACAGAAAUGUAUCUUUUAAUUUAUUUCAAGAAAUUUCAAUUUCAGAAAACUUUCGGAUACCGAAGAAUCUUCGCAAGACCUUGCCUAUGCUUAUUUCACUGAACCACUGUCCCCAGCACCUGCUGUUCCGAGUCAUAAGGAUCAUAACGUUGGCAGGUCGCAGCUCAAUCCUCCAAAAUCAGCCAGGAUAUCAAGCGCCAUGAUACAACCUCUAACCGUCCCAGUUAAGAAACUUCCUCCUCACUGUCUUCCCAAACAAAGGGUGUCUGAGUCUCGGAGAUCAGAGGCGGCGAAGCAGCUUAGAGCGAACGCAAAAGCUGGGCCGUCACGACCAAGGUCCAUACCCAUCUAUCGGAUGGUCACCGUCGCUGUUGCUAACGAAGCUCUUAAAGCCGUAAGGACUUGUGCGCCAGACAAUAUGCUCACUACUAGUACGGUAUACUCAAGAAAAAGGACGAUUAAGACUCCUUGUAGCGAGACUGCUUCUGAUGGCUCUUCCAUGGAGUCAUCGGCAACUUCAUUAUCUAACGCGUCUGUAUUUACACAUGAGGUAGUAGAUCUGCCGAAACCUGCAACACUUAUAAAACAGAGACCACCAUCGCGGGCUGCAAUGCGCAGUCAAGCGGCCAGUAAAGAGAACUCGACACGCCGUGGUUCUGCCACGGCUGGUGUCUCAAAAGGCUUUUCAGUCAACUCUGUCACUUCCAAAGCCUUCAGCAGAUCGAUGUUACUGAAGAACUGUUCGUGUCGGCUGAAAGCCAUGGAAAUCUGUAGAAAAUGUGGUGCUUUCUGUCACGAUGACUGUAUCACUGCCGCACAGCUUUGCAAUGCGUGUGUCAACUAGCUGUCGGUCCGAAAUCAAGAGAACAGUGUUUGGUCAAACGCUGGUUAAGUGAUGACCAAGUACUCUUGCUUAUUUUUAAAAUGCUACUUUAACACUAAAAGAACUGUUUACUUGAAUGAAGACAGCAAAACUUGAGGAGUUUUCUGUUUUUGGAAUAUGAACUAUUUCUGAAAACAGGGCGUUAAAGUAAAAGGUAAAAUUAAGUUAACUUAGAAUACGGAAAUUCAUUCGCUUUGCGGUAGGGGUCUCUUAAAAUAAAGUCGUCUCGCCCGAACUUGCGUCACCUUUUCUUAAUUUGAAGUUGUUGCCCUAAACAGAUACCCAGGUAUACCCUUUCUAAUUUUAUUCCUUUUUUCACGAUUUAAGAAUGACAAAUACACAUGCAUAUCUUUGUCUUAACUGCCUUCAAGGCUUAAAGCCUAAGCGUAAAUUUCGAAUGAUGCUUUCUGGGCGAUGGGCAAUCUGAGCGGUUUCCGUUAAUCACCUUGACUGAACUUAUUUCAUGGGUAGAAUAUGUCACUUGGAUUUCUCUGACGAAACGUCACGCUUUGAAAAUCUUUUACGGUGCUAGAUUGACUUUGUCGACUUAGUUGAUAAAACCAUAACAGAAUUAAAAUGACAAGCCAGGAGGUUUCUAAGGUGGGCCUAAAGAAAAGCUACAAGUUAUUGUCACAAAGGAUGUCGGGCGCAUUCCGUUUUAUGACUAGUCUAUUCUGGUGUCUGAAAUAUUGGGAGGUAGCUUAAAGGAGCUGUGUCACGAAAUGUUUCAAACUUCAAACAAGGACAACUGACACCCAAUAAGGUGAAACGUAAUAAUAACUGCUCACAGCAAGAGAAGAAGUUAUCAAUAACUGAGCGAGUACAGAGUAAGGCACGGGGUGUCCAAACUCGAGGAAGAAUAAACGGGAUUGCAAUUGGGUUUUUUCAAAGUUUGUUAAUUUUUUCUGUUUGUAACGUUUGAUAUAACGGUGGGGAGACAUUUGUUUAAUUAAAACUCGGAUUUUGCCAGUAAAAGUGAAAAACGGACGAAAUAAUCCAGAUAGCCGCGACGCAGCCCCUUUAAACAAACAGAAAAAUGUUUCAGAUAUCAUGUUUUGAAUCAUUAUUUCGCCGUCAUUCUCAAGCAACACGUGUCACAAUAGUUUGGCCUGGGAAUGAGUUUCGAAUUGAUGCGCAAACUUACAAGGUUGUGUUUCAUGUUCCAAACAUUUGCUUAUUUUACAGUUGUUAGUCCGCAUGAAGCAAAGAACAAACGUGAAUAAUUAUGUGAAUUAG